UACUGAUUCAAGAGCCCGCUUCUUUUGCUGCUGCUGUUAGUGUUGCUGUUGCUGCUGAAGCCGCUGGCUCUUGGGAGGGGCUGGCUGGAGAGAGAGGGGGCGGGGCCUCGCCCUCCCCACCCAAGGAGUUUAAAAACUGAGACGGACGCAGCUGACCAAGGUUUAUUGUAAACUGUUUACAACAGCUAUGACACCAGCUCUCCAAGAGAAAGCAAUGAAAGGUCAUGGUAUCUACUUAUCACCUUCUUUGUCUUCAGGAGCUAUGGAAUCCAGUGAAACCCUAGGAAUGGGAAGUGCCAGGCCAGUAAAAGAGAAGAUGAAGGAUGGUUCUAUUUCAAAGAUUACUUGCUCUGUGUUGGGACUUCCCACGCUUCAGGCUAACCAUAACACUGAUUGUUUUAAUUUAAAGUACUUUGAUUCUCAGUCUUCAAAAGAUUAUCCUUUACUUAUGAACCCCAGUUCACCUUUCAGUGUAAAUAAUAAAAAUUGUACACCAAGGAACGCUGAAGAACAUAAUUGCUCCAAGAUGACAAAUCCUUUAGGUGACAGUGUGAAUAAAAACUCCAGCCAGGUUAUUAAUUCAGAAUCUGGGGAACGGGUCAGAGGGGAAGCUUUAUCAAGCGCAGCAGAGAACAUACCAGAUAUGGGGAGACUGUUGGAUUCACAUUUAACUGAAUCUAGUAAUGAAGAAGAGAAGCAGCUUCCUAAUUGUAAGCUAUAUCGUAAGAAUGGCUUUUUGGGGAAGGCCUUAUUUGUAAAUUCUGAGACAAAAAAAGGAGAUUUAUUGCAUCAAGUGCACCAUGAUGUCCUGGAAGCAACAAUGAACUGUAGUCCCAGUAGCAAAGCACAGGAAUUGAAUUUUCGCUUACUUGAGUGUGUAAACAAGCAACAGAUCUUGCUCAACCGAGCCAAAAGAACUCAAAAACAUUUGCAAAUUAUUUUGGCAAAGCAUGUUGUUAAACACUGUGACCAGCAAAUGAAAUGCUUUGUGAGACAUCAGCUACAGAGAAUGAAAACUUUUCACGAUCCAAACAAUAUUCUAGGUAGCAACGAUUACAGAUGCACUGCAAUUAAAAUGGAAAGCUUGAAUCCAGACACUAAUGUGAUUAAAGAUACGCAACAUGAUACUGGUGAAAUCAAGGUGUUUGCUCAUUCUACAGCGGGAGUGUUAUCAGAGAUGGAAGAGAGUUUAGAUUCUGAGGCCACUUGUAGCAGCUCAAGUGAAGACGAUGAUGAUCAGGUUUCCAGAAAAGUUAUGACAGUUAACUAUAGAUCUGACUGGAAAUGGCUGAUAGAAAGAGCUAAAGUUGGCUGCCGUUGGACAUGGCUUCAAGCCCAGAUUUCAGAGCUAGAGUACAAAAUUCAACAACUCACUGACCUUCACAGGCAGAUUCGUGCCACCAAGGGGAUGGUAGCCUUAGAAGAAUUUUCAGUUCCAAAAGAUAUUCUGAAGAAGCAGACAGAUCAAGAAGCUUUAUUAAACACCACAGGGAAUUCCCAAGCUUCCCUUGAGAGACAGGAUGCAUGGCCGGAACAUGAUUUUGAAACGUCACCCAGCAGCCCAACUCUGCUUCUCCGUAACAUAGAAAAACAGAGUGCUGAGCUGAGUGAAAUAAUCAGCAGUCUCAUUGCUCCUCUUAAUCUGUCUCCCACAUCCUCCCCUCUCUCCCCAAAAGCAUGUAAGCAGAAAGAGUUGGUCAAUGGCAUAUCUUUAAGAGAUCCCAAGAACAAUGAAGCCAUUUCAGCUUCCAGUAACUGGUUGAUUGACCAACAACACUUGAAGAAAAGAAGGAAAGAUAAGACAAAGCUGAGAACAACACCUGCUGCAGUGAUGACUACAUCUGCUCGCACUAGACCACUUCAGAGUUUCCAAAGGAGAAAACUCUACAAAAUGAGUACUGCUUUCGCUUUGAACCAACAGGUGCAAAACAUGCAGUUGGAAGACAGAUUGUUUAACACGGAAGAGGUGCUUCCAGCCUCCACACGGAAUAGUUAUGAGUUGAGCAUGAAAUCCAGGACACAAAAACAAUUACUGUUAGAACUGGAUGCUUCAUUCCAUCCUGUCUUAUCAUUUCCUUCAGAUAGCCCUCUUCAUGUACAUUUUAGGAGAUUGCUCAAGAAGUAUGAGAUCAAAGGUGAUCCCUUUGAAACGUCUGCCCUUGGUUUAGAGUUUAAAACGUCUCCUUCCAGUGACUAUUACCAGUAUAAAGCACCUCUUCGACAGUGGAAAUGUGGGUAUGAAUCCAGUUCCAAACAUCAUGCUUUGUCAGAAAUAUCUGAACAGCUUCCAGAAGGAAAGAAGAAAAGACAUUUGAGUGAAACAAUGACAGGACAAAGUAACAAUAGAUUUGAAGCAUUUUCUUCUCACCAUGAAGAACAGGAAUCCCAUAAUAAUUUCACAGGAGCAACCAUUGGUGACAUGAUGUCUAGAUCAAACCACAUUAACUCAACACAGCUUAAUUCAAGACGGAGGCUGAGAAGUGAGAGCUCCUAUGAUAUAGAUAAUAUUGUCAUCCCUAUGUCACUGGUUGCACCAUCUAAGUUGGAGAAACUGCAGUAUAAAGAAAUUCUUACUCCAAGUUGGAGAACCGUUAUGCUGAAGCCUUUGAAAAGUCUACAUGAAGAUGAAGAAAAGGCAGAAGAUCUGUCUGAUGACGUCUAUGUUGCGCGACAUGCAAAAUAUGAAGACAAAGAGAGAGCUCGGUGGUCUCUUUGGGAGCAGUGCCAUUGGCCCAAAAGGAACAGAUCAUGUAGUAGAAGUUCGGAGGGACAAGAUCCAGCACUAAAAGAAAAACUUGUGAAUUUAACACACGAUUUUUCUGAAAACUCUGCUGAUACUGUUUCAGAAAUGCCCAGUUUUUUCUACACAGGAACACCACAGUCUUCAGAAAGAAGCCAAGAAGCCAAGGCUCUACUUUGGGAACGUCGGACUUUUCCACUAAAAGGUAAAGAAGCAGAAGCUUUAAUAUGCCAACCACAGACAACAGUCGAACAAGAAAGUUCAAACGUAGAUAUUCUCAGUGACUCUAACUGUGGUUCAUACAGUGCCUUCGGUUUUCCAAAUUAUAAGCAGACUCAAAAGAAGAAUCCUGACAAUCAGCUGGGAGAAUACAUCCAAGUUUUGGGAUCUGGUAGCAUGAGAAAACAGACGUGACAGAAAAUAGCAUGGUCAUUAUGGAAGCUAAUUAGGAUGAAAGAGAGUGUAAGGUAAAGCAUUUUCAUGCUCAUACAAGAAAUGGCAGCUUGAACUGUAAUAUUUAUACUUACAACCCAUGUUUUGUCUUUUUCCCCCAUUUUCGUUAGGCAGUAUAAAAACCCAAGAGUAGUUUCUUUUUAUCUGAACCCCAAGAAGAAUCUUUGAAUCUGGAAGUCUAACAUCGAUGUCAAAAGUGGACACUCUUAAACUGGAACCACCAUUUGCUGCCAUAUUUUGAAAGACUGGGAGGAUAAGGAUUUUAAGUAUAUGUGUGGUUGCAGUCCAUCUGAAUAGUGUUUUUCCCCUCCACUUUGGCAGUGUACUAAUUUCAACUGGACACAGAAAAGCAAACUAAGAAGCUUUCAUGUGUGAAUGGCACAAGCAUACAAGUACGUUAUUGUAUUUAAGGGACGUGUUUUGCCCAGAGAAGAAUCAACCAUUUAUAAAUUUGAUUAUGUGAAUGCAUAGCUAUUUAGUUUUGUUCCAGAGAGGCCAAAAACGUAACAUGAAUUCAAAUCAGUUUUUUAAAUUAUUUUUUUUCUGUGUUUCACAGUAGAUGCCCUGUGCAUUUUUAAGUGCAAGGAAUAGAAAGGACUGAGAAAUUGUUAUACUUCAUUAGUGAUGCUAUUUUUAGUUAAAAUAAACCAUAUCUUGGUCCUAGACAAAUGGUGCACUGUGUAAUAUUUCAGCAGCAUUCAUUCCAUUCCUUGCAGUACUUAAAAAUGUACAGAAAAAUUAAGGUUUGUUUAAGCGUCAAUGUUACAACAAGCAAUAUUUUAGAUACCAGGAAUAAAGCAGGUUAUUUUCAUAUUCAUUUUCCAAACGCAGUGUUUGUAAUGUUAUCUGCAUCCUCCAGUGAUGCAGGUGUAUGGUAGUACAGAAUUGUAUUUUAUAACAGUAAACAAUUGCCACCCACAUUCAGUGGUGCCAAUUUCAUACGUCUGAUUCCUGCUUUGAAGAGCAUAGCUCUUCUAUGAGGAACUGUUUUAAAGCUUUUAAAAGAAGGCAUAAUUGCUAAGCAAGCUUUUAUUCAGUGUCCUAUCUAAAACUAUGCUAUGCAAUGGGUAAGUAGCCCAAUUUUUAGUAUCCCCUUCAUCCCUAUGGACUGGAAGUACGCUGGAUAUUGUAAAAAUGUUCAGUUGCAUUUCAACACUACAGCCUAUGUUAGAUUGUAGUUUAUUACAAUUUUGUUUUAAACUUUGAAAAAAGAUUUUUGUUCAAAGAAUUAAUUUUGGUUCUUGCCUCCGAUACAGCAAUUUUGAAUGCAAGGUUUUAAAAUUAAAAGUUAUUUCUGUA
Molecule: messenger RNA, 4492 nt
Organism: Sceloporus undulatus (fence lizard)
Lineage: Eukaryota; Metazoa; Chordata; Lepidosauria; Squamata; Phrynosomatidae
Gene: KANSL1L
Product: KAT8 regulatory NSL complex subunit 1 like
Exons: 15
Coding region: 188-3154 (988 amino acids)
Cellular component (GO): NSL complex
Molecular function (GO): histone acetyltransferase binding
Source: RefSeq, a predicted model, not a curated record